AUGGAAGCUCUGACCAAGAAAACGCAUAACCCUGGUUCUUCUGUCAAAAAUAACCUUUCGGCGUAUCAGUAUCAUGGGUAUACUCGCCAAAUGUCACACGAUCAGGGCGAACGAAGUUCAAGUGCAAAUGAAUCAAGUGCAAAUGAAUCAAGUGCAAAUGAAAUCCGGGAGAUACUGGAGCUUAACUAUCUGCGCAAACUCGACCCAGGCUCUGCUUCGCGAUGCCUUUCUCUCCCUGGAGAAUCACUGAUACAUUUUUGGUUCGAUCUGGGUCCGAAAUCCAAAGUAUUUGAGAAGGACUUUGAAAAGGAUUUUAGCCAUUACCGGCUCAACUCAACGCUUCAAUAUGUGGCAUUCCCGCAAGUCUCAGUGAUUUCCAGCGACGGUGGAGAAAAGUCUUCUGCCGAAACCAGCGGACGAGCGGAUAUGCUAUUCUUUUCCAGGUGGCUGGAGAAACAUAAACAUGUGGAUCGCAUUCUAACUGUCAUCGUGGACGAUCUCAAGCAACCCUCUCAUAGUGAUGAGGUGGUGGAAAAGGCAUUGGAAACUUUCAAAACUGAGAUCUUGGACUGGCGUAAGGUUGAUAUGUGCCCUCAAACUAUCUGUCGAAUUGGCUCUCACAUUCACACACUCCAUCUCUACUGGUCGGGGCGAAACUCGGUAUUGCGAGGCUGGUGUGAGGCUAACGGCCUAGCGAGAUUGAAGCGUUUACAAAGGGUUUAUCUUCACGUUCACGAUAUUUUAGACUCAGAAGAUCGGACAGCAUCAAAUAUCGAGGAAUUCAAGCAAAGUCUAUGUUCUCGCAUGACGAACAGGAAAGACAAAUUUUCUGUUGAUGACGACUUUAAAGAGUGGCAAUUUCGGCAGAAAUUCCCAUCCCAAACCACUAUAAGAGAGACCAAACACGGGAUCCCAGAUUCUCAUGCCUGGUUGGAAUGUAUGGAUGUCUUUGUGAAAAAAUUCCGCACGGUGGCAGAUCCAGACAACAUUUCGGGCAAGCCGAUCGUCGUUGCGUUGCUUGAUGAUGGGGUGACGUUGCCGCACGAGGGUGCGGACUCACGGCUUUUCGAUGGAACUAGCUUCCAGACUUAUGAUGGUGACCAGCGUGUCAGCCCAUUUUGGAUUUCAGAGACGGGACAUGGUACACUGAUGGCCCAACUUAUUCAUCGCAUUUGCCCUAAGGCAAUGAUAAAGGUGCUCAAGCUCCAGACUCGGCCCACAGCAAAUCUGUCCAAGGUGCAAAUCGUAGAAAGCAGUGCAAUUAAGGCUAUCGAGGACGCAGUUUCAAUGAACGUGGACGUGAUCUCUAUGUCAUGGACAGUCAAUAGUAAUAAUCGGCAAGCCUUCAAAGCCGCCCUUGACCGAGCAAUUAAGGCGAAAAUCCUGGUGUUCUGUGCCGCAAGCGACAAAGGGACAGGAAGAGACAUCAACUAUCCCCAUAAUUGUUCCCCGAAUGACACUUUCCGAGUGGGCGCUGUCAAAGCCUCUGGGCAAAUAUGGGAGUGGGUCCCGGAACCAGAAAAGCUGGAUAUUGGCCUGCCAGGACACGACGUCCUAAUGAAGCAAGAUCUUCCACAGGGGAACGAUUUCAGACUCGAAUCACACACCGGAUCUUCGGUCGCAACUGCCCUAGCUGCUGGGUUAGCUGCUUUGAUCUUAGAGUGUGUCAGACUGGGACAUGCUUAUAGUGUUUCUUGCGAUGUUCGUGAUCCCGACCUUAGAGUCACCGAGAAUGAUUGCCCUAAUGAAUUGAAGGAUAAUGGCUCAAAGUUGGAGACAGCUGCGAGAAUUGCCCGAAAAGUUUUGGAUAAAGGCGCUUUUAGCGCAUCAACUGGCAAGAGCUGA
This is a messenger RNA of Penicillium subrubescens, 1845 nucleotides long. RefSeq lists its product as uncharacterized. The transcript has 5 exons. Bases 1 to 1845 code for a protein of 614 amino acids. Gene Ontology annotation, biological process: proteolysis. Gene Ontology annotation, molecular function: serine-type endopeptidase activity. The record is from RefSeq and is a predicted model, not a curated record. Lineage: Eukaryota; Fungi; Ascomycota; Eurotiomycetes; Eurotiales; Aspergillaceae.